Molecule: messenger RNA, 2911 nt
Organism: Physcomitrium patens
Lineage: Eukaryota; Viridiplantae; Streptophyta; Bryopsida; Funariales; Funariaceae
Source: RefSeq, a predicted model, not a curated record
AGCUCUCUCCACCUCCUCCCCCCACCCUGCCCCACCCCACCCAACCACGCUCCUCCUCCCUCCGUCCCUUGCAUUCAUGGUUGCCGUUUCAAAGCGUCCGCGACAUUGCUCUGCGUUCUCUGGCUGCGGUAGUGUCGCAUGCCGCGGAGGAUUUUCGGGGAGGAUCUGAUGCCGUCGUAGUGGAGGGAGGGGAGCGAGAGAUUCGUGGUGUGACGGUUCUGAGUUGAGUGGACCGUUUCAGGUGUACGACGACGAGGAGUCAUGACGAGAAUGGUGGGAAGUAGGUACUACCGGCGCAGUGGAAAUUUGGGGAUUGAGAUCCUGGUUUUCAGCUUGUUCGUGAGCUGCUGGGUUGCCUGCUUGUGGUUAUUAUGAUUAUAGACGCCACUGUCCACUUGGCUUUGUUAGCGAGAUCUGGAACGAGUGUAUCGUUACGUUUUGGAUGUUCGGAUAGUUGGCUGCUGAGAGGGGUUUAGCUUUGUGACACUGGUGGGGAAAGCGAAUCUGUCGUGAAAGAUACAUGUUCUGGUACUUAUUUCGUUUAUACAGUUGUCAGCUGGCCCUGAAGUGCUGGAUUCCGCGUAGUGCGGGGCCAAUGUUUUCAUUUUUUGCAUGUGAAAUUAUCAGAAGAUCCAGUGGUGCACAAGAGUUUCAGGCAUGUCGAUUCGACCACUUUUUUCCCCUGCGCCUCGAGCUAGAUAAUUUUGUCCACUCGAGUCCAAUAAUGGUCUGGAAAUGCAUUGGAGAUUCAGAGGUUUAAGUCAGAUACUUGAUAUGAUAUUUCUAUCCAUUCCUCUCUUCGUGUUUCUGAGUGUUUAGGAGUAUCGUAUAGAAUGUGUAUAACAGAAACCAAAUUGUACCGAUUCAGCUAGCAUUGCAUUGUCUUGGAAGUCAGCACAAGACUUUUCGACACUUUGGAUGAAGUAGGCGGUAUCGCUUGUAUGAGGUUUUCUGAGAAGUCACUAAGAUCUAGUUAAUGGGAGUAUCUACUUGCAGCAGGAAGAAGUGAGUUAGCCCAAUGCAUUUCGAGUAUAAUUUUGUUCCUCAAAGCUUCCCUCUUCCAGUGAUAGCAUUUCUGGAUCACGCUGAAAGCUACCUUUUAAAAUUGGAUAUUUUCGGCAUAUCGUUUUGGUUUUAACCAAGUCUGAGAUUGAGAGUGCAUCAAUCUUAAAUAUGUGAAGUCCGGCUUUCAGCUAGUGUAUUUGCUGUGAAAGUGUACAGUGCACUCGCGUGAUCGCUUUUCUUCGAGGCUAGUCUCUUGAAAACUACAGCAAGUUGCUUAAUUUACUCACUUACUUCGAUUAUGCCAGCAAUGUCCAUCACUGGGGGGGCAUGAACACCAAACGCCCUUGCUGCUUCCUCUCGAAACUGGUGGCAUCGGUGAGCGAAAUACGUUGAAGUCCAUUCCCUGUGAUGCAUCUGUAGGUGGUGAGGAGCAGAUGCCUGGAGCUUGACAUCGUGGUGCAGGUGGGACGAAGGGCGAUCAGCGGGGUCGGAAGGCCCCAGGCGAGUUGAAAGAAAGAGGUUUGGGGAGCGUGGGGAGGUCGAAAGAUGUCGAAGGCGAUGGCCGGGUGGUUUGGGCGCACCCACAGCAAGUCCAUGUCCAAGAACAUGAACAAGCAAGACGCGCAGACGGCAGAGCAAGGGAACGAGGAGAAGGAGAAUGGGAGCGAGAAGGAGGUGAAGUGCCUGACGAAGUGCGAGUCGCUUCCGACGAACUCGAGCAGCGUGGAGUCGGACGACGACGAGUCGCAGGCAGAGCAGGAGGCAGCGUGUGCAGCGUUCAACGAGAAGGAGCUGGGUCCACUGGUGUCGUUGAAAGAGCAGCUGGAGAAGGACAAGGAAGACGAGAGCCUGCGGCGAUGGAAGGCGCAGCUGCUGGGGGUGGCAAGCCUGGAGGAGGGGGACGGGUUCGUGGAGCCGGAGGUGAAGGUGGUGUCGCUGGGGGUGAUGGCGAAGGGGCGAGCGGACAGCGAGUUUCCGCUGCCGCUGGGGACGAACAGCAGGGGUUACACGUUUUCGCUGAAGGAGGGGUCGACGGUGGCGCUGAAGUACGUGUUUACGGUGCGGAACAACAUCGUGUCGGGGCUGACGUGCGUGAACACGGUGUGGAAGGUGGGGCUGCAGGUGGACCAGACGCGGGACAUGAUGGGGACGUUCGCGCCGCAGCAAGAGGCGUACGUGCACAUCGCGGAGGAGGAAGUGACGCCGUGCGGGCCUCUGGCGCGCGGGGCAUACACGGCGCGGAAGAAGUUCGUGGACGACGACGGGAGGGUGUACCUGGAGUUGGAUUACUCGUUCGAGAUUCGGAAGGAGUGGUAGAGUGAGUGAGUGGGUGGGGCGAGGCGAUCGGAGGGAGGAGAAGAGCGAGAGGGAGAGGGAGAGGGAGCGGGAGAGGGUCCCAUUGUGUGAUACGUGAGAGGCAGGGUGGCAUGUUGGCAGUCGAACGACGCGAACGAGGGAAAGAACGGAUGAGGAGAGUGGAAUUGAGCCGAGAGGCGUGACCGAGUCGAGGGAGAGGAGGAUGCAUGGCGUGUGGGGAGGCGGUGGAAUGGAGCAGCAGGGCAAGGGGCGAGGGGUGUGGGGAAGAGGAGGUGUGAAGGAAAUGAUUUGGAGGAAGGUGUGGAAGGAUUGGCGAUGGAGAGGGUGUCACGGUGCGUGCAAAAGCUAAGAACGUUGGAACGGACACAGACGGCGAAGUGUGGGUCCCCCCUUGUAAUUUACAGCUUGUCCAUCUCCUGAGCCUGUAAUAGUUAUUUGAGGGCAUUUAUUCUGCAAUUUCUUAACGCAAGAUGCCCAUGCUGUGGGUGUAAGUAAGCGUACGCUAUCUUGUUUUGAAUCGGACAAUGGUGUUGACAACAUGUUCAGACACUGUGACAGUUGUUAAGUGUACAUUUGGCUUUUUCUUCCA